Messenger RNA from Papaver somniferum (opium poppy), 1867 nucleotides. Its product is annotated as 7-deoxyloganetic acid glucosyltransferase-like. NCBI's taxonomy places the organism in Eukaryota, Viridiplantae, Streptophyta, Magnoliopsida, Ranunculales, Papaveraceae. Gene Ontology annotation, molecular function: UDP-glycosyltransferase activity. The coding region runs from base 684 to 1559 and encodes 291 amino acids. The record is from RefSeq and is a predicted model, not a curated record. The transcript has 2 exons.
CUUUGGGCUUUGCAAUAAUAGCAGACAAAAAAGGUGGUCCAAAAUGGCGGUGGCCCUGAGUAGCAUUAGCUUUUAUACAGUCGGUUCCUAAGAUGAAAAGACAUAAUUGUUGUUCAUAAUUUUCCUCAAAAGAAAAGCAAGAAUCAUGGCGGACACUGGAUCCAUGAUAUCUCCCCAUGUAGUCAUCUUUCCAUUUCCAGUACAAGGCCAUAUCAACUCCAUGCUCAAAUUAGCUGAGGUUCUAUGUCUAUCAGGAAUUAAUGUGACAUUCGUCAACACCCAACAGAACCACUCACGUCUCAGUAAUUUCGGCGAUGUUCAAUAUCGUUUUGGUCGUUUUCCAGGUUUUUUCGAAUCCAUUCCAGAUGGUCUUUCUGCUGAUCAACCUCACUCUACUGGUUUCCGUAAUUCCCAGGAUUUGGUUGGUAUGCUCCACCGGCUGAAAAAUGUUAUAAGACCAGGUUUCCGAGAGUUACUAACUUGUAAUCGCUUGAAAAUUGAUUCCCGGGGUCCAGUUUCAUGCAUCAUAGCAGACGGUAUUUUGGGUUUUGCCAUUGAUAUUGCAGAAGAGCUGGGUAUUCCAUCCAUUUCUUUUCGGACCAUCAGUGCUUGUUGUAGCUGGAUUUAUUUUUGUUUGCCAAAGCUUAUAGAAAAUGGUGACAUAGCAUUCAAAGACGAAAGAUAUGGAUCAACAGAUAAAGAAUGUGCCAGAGAUGGAAAGCUUUCUUCGGUGUCGAGACCUACCAAGUUUCUGUAGAGCUAAGGAUCUAAACCAUCCUAGUCUAGAUUUUGUAAUUUCUGAAACAUUUUAUUCAACUAGAGCCACAGCUCACCUGCUUAACACAUUUGAUGUUGAAGCUCCAAUCAUCUCACAAUUGAGAUCUUACUGGCCUAACCUAUACACAGUUGGACCUCUGAAUGCCCUGUUGAAUACCCUUAGAAGUAGGACUGCUAAUUCUCCUCAUUCUUCUUCUUCUUCAAAGUCUGUUUCCUCAAAUGCUAGUUUGUAUAAAGAAGAUAGAAGUUGCAUGACGUGGCUAGAUAAACAGCCAGAGAAAUCUGUAGUCUAUGUAAGCUUUGGUAGCAUUGCGAUGGUGAGCCGGGAACAAUGGCUGGAGAUUUGGUAUGGCCUAGUCAAUAGUGGUCACAGAUUCUUGUGGGUUAAACGUCCGGAUUCGCUUCUUGCCGAGGAGAGUCAUAUAAUACAGGCGGAGGCGAAGCUGAUUGAGGCAACAAAAGAGAGAGGUUACACGGUGGAAUGGGCGCCACAAGAGGAGGUGUUGAACCAUCCAUGUGUUGGUGGAUUUUUUACUCACAGCGGAUGGAAUUCUACACUGGAAAAUAUGGUUGCUGGAGUACCCAUGGUUUGCUGGCCACAUUUGGCUGAUCAGCAGAUUAACAGCAGGUACGUGAGCGAAGUAUGGAAAAUUGGAAUGGACAUGAAAGAUAACUGGAACAGAUUAACUGUAGAGAUAUUGAUUCGGGAUAUGAUGGAUGUUAAGAGAGAUGAGUUGAUGAAAUCAACUGCCAAGGUCGCAGAGAUGGCACGACAGUAUUAGCCGCGACGGAUCCUCAUACCGCAACUAUGAGGCGUUGCUCGAAUUCAUAAGGAAAUCGUGUUAAGCACUUAAGCUUUGCUAUUCCCCAAGCACACAUCCAAUAAUGUACUCUAUAAUAAUGUUCUCUUUGCGGGUGCCACUGUAGUAUAGUGGUAAAGUCAUUGAACAGUGAUUCUAGUAACCUGAGUUCGAAAGUCGUUAAUAAGGCUGGGUCUUAUAUGCCGGCCCUUCGUUGACAAAGUUCAAUAGAAUAGCCAUGUCACAUUUUGGAGGAGGCAAGGUGUUGCAAAUUCCAAUUCAAUUCAAAA